This is a messenger RNA of Hypomesus transpacificus, 943 nucleotides long. It is a transcript of the gene cartl, whose product is annotated as cocaine- and amphetamine-regulated transcript-like. Gene Ontology annotation, molecular function: neuropeptide hormone activity. The transcript is spliced from 4 exons. Lineage: Eukaryota; Metazoa; Chordata; Actinopteri; Osmeriformes; Osmeridae. Gene Ontology annotation, biological process: positive regulation of MAPK cascade; G protein-coupled receptor signaling pathway; negative regulation of appetite. Bases 287 to 670 code for a protein of 127 amino acids. The record is from RefSeq and is a predicted model, not a curated record.
UCCAACAAACACACCACAUUAUGCAAACAUUCCUACUUCUGAUGUAAAAAGCUGAAAUAGUGAUGAUACAAAGCUCAGUUUUGUUGGGGAACUUGACAACACAGAGGCCUUGUACAAGUUUACUCAGCCCAUCUAACCAUCUGCUUCCUUUGUUUGUUAAUUCAUUUAUAAACCAUUGAAAUAAGUCAGGCUUUCAUAGAACUUGCCUAGCUCUACUCAGUGGAUUGCCCUUGCUCUAGAUAGUUCAACAUACUUUACCGCAGGAUAUACAACGGUAAAAUGACCAAUGACAAGAGGCCGAGAGAGCAAAAUGUAUAGGUCGGUAAUCAAACAGCACCUGAGAACCAUGGAUAGCUCAGGGGUGCUGCGCGGGCUGCUGUGCAUCGGCCUCCUGUCAGUGAUGUGCCGCGGACAGGCGUCAAAAGAAGUUUCAUCCGAGGAAUCUGACGCUCAGACAUUUGACGCGGCCAACGAGAAAGAACUUAUGGAUGUGAUGGAGACUCUUCUGGGGAAGAUGAACCACCGUUUUCCAUCCACCGACAAGCGAGGCAGCAUCCCAAUUUGUGGGAUGCGUGACAGGUGUGCUAUGAGACAGGGUCCUCGUAUUGGGAAGCUGUGUGAUUGCGGCAGAGGCGGCAACUGCAACUCCUUCCUCCUUAAAUGCAUCUAGGCUCCAGGCAGGAUGGCUGCCUCACUGUGUGACCACCACAGGCACCAGUCCUGACUCCACUACCAGUACACACAGGGAGACAUUCUCUAACAACCCCCACUGUGUCCAUAACAUGCUAUGCAGCAACCACAAGCUGCUAUGCAGCAUUACAUGACUUGGGUUCAGUCUAUCUGGUUAAUUUAUUACCCCAUUAUUUUAAAUGUUGUGUCUGCAUGAAUUAAAUUGCAUUGAAAAUGCAUGUCAGAUUGUGAAAUAAAGUGAUGUUUCCCUUUA